ACAGACAGAAAUCCUUUGAGUGUAGGAUAUUGAGUGGACACACGGAGCAAGACAGUGGGGACAUUAUCCUUCUUCGGUGGAUCCGCAGCUCCUCCCCCCUGCGUGUGUGGCUUCAAAUGAUCAAAUUCUUCAACUUGGAUCAGUUUGACUCCGUCGCACUUUUUAGCACACUGCAAUCCGACAACGCCACAACUUGGGCAGCGCUUUGCAUCUUCAACUACCGAGAGGAGAGAGAAAAGGCAGAGCGCAGGUGCGAUUCAUUGCAGCAGCAUUUUUCUGCCGUCAACAAUGGAAAGGGAGAUGCUAUUUUGUUCAAAGUGGCACGGUGCGCUUUGGUGUGAAAUGUUAAUGAUUUUCUUGAUAUUGCAAGGCGCCAGCCCUGAGAUAACGUGCAGGUCAUGUCAGGUUGGAAAUGUGGGUUAUGCCCGGGAGUUAUUGCUGAAAUUUGUCACAAGUGAAAGUGUGACAGCAUUUAAAGAAGUUGACGGACACAGCAUUGAGGCUGAGAGAUCCCGGGCUGCAAGUGUCGGAACUCCCAGGCUCCGCCGCACAUCUUUUACCCGUGAACGCGCUCCAGAUCGGACAGACGCGUCAAAUCUGACACGGAAUACAAAAACGCUGCGCUCAAAUGAUGAAGUCGACGAAAACCUCUUUUCCAUGGGCAACAUUUCACGGUACCACGGAAGUGGCGGAGCGCACAGAACGCGCGGCAGAAGGAGCACCGACGACCGCAGUGUUGGUCGCCCGAGUCCGCGUUCCGGAACCAGAGUGACGCGCUCUGAACUGCGCUGGAACGGCGAGGAGAGGAGAGCAGGCGGCUCCAGACAGGACGAGCUCAAACUUAACAGCUCUACCUUCGCUUUGACCGGGGAUUCAUCUCACAACCAAGCUAUGGUACACUGGUCUGGUCAGAACAGCAGCGUGAUUUUGAUGCUGACCAAAUUAUUUGAUUUCAACCUCAACAGUGUUACCGAAAGCUCGCUGUGGAGGUCAACUGACUAUGGAGCAACAUACCAGAAGCUGAAUGACAAAGUUGGCGCAAAGACAAUACUCAGUUAUUUGUACGUGAGCCCAAACAACAAAAGAAAGAUUAUGCUCUUAACAGAUACUGAAGUGGAGAACAGUCUUCUGAUCAGUUCUGAUGAAGGAGCAACAUACCAGAAAUACCGGCUGAACUUCUAUAUCCUGAGCCUCCUCUUCCAUCCCGAGCAAGAGGACUGGAUUCUGGCUUACAGUCAUGAGCAAAAGCUCUACAGCUCAGUGGAGUUCGGGAGGAGGUGGCAAAUGGUGCAUGAGAGAGUGACUCCAAAUCGUUUUUACUGGUCAAAAAUGGGUUUGGACAAGGAGCCAGGUUUGAUUCACCUGGAAACCACCAUCUCUGAAGGACAGGCACUCUAUGUCACCUGCAAGCUGCAGAACUGCACAGAUGCCAACAAGGGCAAACCAUUCCCUGGCUACAUUGACCACAAUUCUCUGGUGGUUCAAGAUGAGUAUGUGUUUGUCCAGGUGUCGACUACAGGGAAGCCUAUCUACUAUGUGUCUGCGAAGAGAGAUGUCUUUACUCCAAUGAAACUGCCAAAGUACACUUUGCCAAAGGACUUGCAUGUCAUCAGCACAGACGAAAACCGUGUUGUGGCAGCAGUACAGGAGUGGAACCAGAAUGAAACCUAUAAUUUGUAUGUGUCUGACACAUCAGGUGUCUAUUACACGCUGGCUUUGGAGAACGUUGUCAGUAGCAUGGGCCCCGAAGGAAACGUCAUGGUUGAUCUAUAUGAGGUGGCAGGAAUAAAAGGCAUGUUCUUGGCCAACAAAAAGACAGAUAAGCAAGUAAAGACACAUAUUACCUACAACAGAGGCAGAGACUGGAGGUUAUUACAGGCACCAAACAAAGACCUGCGAGGCAAUACCAUACACUGUAUGCCACCAUAUUGCUCAUUGCAUCUUCAUCUUCAUGUCUCUGCAAAUCCCUACACAUCUGGAAACAUAGCAAGUAGGGACUCAGCACCUGGGAUCAUUGUAGCAUCAGGUUCCUUUGGUUCUGAGCUGACCACCAGCAACGUCAGCGUGUACAUCACCUCAGAUGCAGGAAACACAUGGAGACAGAUAUUCAAUGAAGAGUAUGCAGUGCUGUAUCUUGACCAAGGAGGAGCCUUGGUUGCAAUAAGGCAUACUCCACUCCCCAUCAGACACUUGUGGUUGAGCUUUGAUGAAGGACGGCAGUGGAACAAGUAUAGCUUCACCAGUACACCUCUGUUCGUAGAUGGUGUGCUGGGAGAGCCUGGCGAAGAGACACUAAUCAUGACGAUAUUUGGCCACGUCAGUCAUCGCUCAGAGUGGCAAUUGGUGAAAAUAGACUUCAGGUCUAUCUUCAACAGGAGAUGCACGGAGGCAGACUAUCAGACGUGGCACCUUCACAAUCAGGGGGAGCCCUGCCUGAUGGGAGUGAAAAGAGUCUAUAGAAAGUUGAAGCCCACGUCCAGGUGUGUGAUGGGAAAGCUGUACUCGGUUUCAAUGUCGUCAGGUCCCUGUGACUGCACAGAGGCUGACUUUGAAUGUGAUUAUGGCUACGACCGACGGACGGAUGGCAAGUGUACGCCUGCCUUUUGGUUCCAUCCAUCAGUGAUGUCCAGGAGUUGCACCACAGGGAUGACCUUCUUGAAUAGCACUGGCUACAGGAAGGUGGUCUCAAACAACUGUACAGAUGGAGUCAUUGUGGAGUACACAGCCAAGAGGCAGCAAUGUCCCAUGCAAGCCCCUAAAGGUCUCCACCUGGUCACCGGUGAUGGUACACUGUCAGCUGUACUGGGCACGAAUGUCACCUUUCUCAUUUUUCUGGAACAGGGUGACGCAGCACGAACAAGCAUCACACUAGAUUUCGGGGAUGGUCACGCUCUGACCUAUUCCAAUCUGAGCUCCAUUGAGUAUGGGAUCAAACACAUCUACAAAAAUGCAGGCAUCUAUCGGGUGACUGCAGCAGGGAAAAAUAGCCUCGGAACAGACACUGCAAUUCUCUACCUACACAUAACAUGUCAGCUGGAAUCCAUCCAUCUCUCUGCACCCUUUGUGGCUGUGAAGAAUAAGGAGGUGAACCUGACAGCAAUUCUGCGGCCGAGCCUAGUGGGAACGGUUACCUAUAUCUGGUGGAUUGGAAAUAGCACAGAGCAGCCCAUAAUCACUCUUGAGGCAAGUGUGACAUGUACAUUUUCCCAGGAAGGCAUCAGCACAGUCACCGUGCAGGUGUCAGCAGGGGAUACUAUUCUGCAGGAGCAAAAGGCCAUCUCUGUCCAUGAAUAUUUCCAGUCUCAUCUGCUGGCCUUUUCUUCAAACUUGGACGACCACAACCCUGAUGUUUCAGAAUGGAGGCGGGAUGUGAGCCGAGUCAUUAAGAAUUCGCUUAUCCAGGCCACGGGUGUGAAUGGGGAUCAUCUACUCGUCACUGUCCUCCCAGGUUUGCCGACAACAGCAGAGUUUUUCCUCCUGCUUGACAAACAGCAAAUUGAAGGGGAAUACAAGAAGAAAUCUGCUUAUUUAAAUCAGUUGUUUGAGAUGAUGCUGAGUGCCUUGAAUCAAAAUCUGGUUCAGUUCACCCUGCGACCUGGGGUCCAGGUCACAGUCUACGCAGCACACCUAUCAGCAGCACCGCUAGUGGACAGCAGCGGUAACCACAGCACCCCUGCCAUGUUGAUGUUGCUGUCAGUUGUGAUUGUGGGUUUAGCUGUUUUUGUCAUCUAUAAAUUUAAGAGGAAGAUCCCAGGCCUCAACGUCUAUGCGCAGAUGCAGAACGAAAAGGAACAAGAAAUGAUUAGUCCAGCUAAUCCAACAGAGGCCACGCCAAGCUCACAGCGGGACGUGGUUCAUUCUUUGGAGACUAUGGACACAGCGUUUAACUCACGGCUCAUUGAACUUAAAUGAUCCAGUCCAGGAGGGCAUGGAAACUAAAAAACUAAAUGAGAUGUAAUAAGACUCAUGUUCAUGUACAAUUCUCCACAGAACUCCCCACGUACGUCGUCUAAACUGUGGAAUGGAACACCACUACUGCUGCAUCAUAUAUUUGCUUUCAGCAAUUUGGUACUCUGUGUUUUUCAGCUUUACACCUGUGCAUGUUGGACCUUUCUGACACAUAGUGUACUCUUACAAACCAGAGGAAAAACUGUGUUUAGUUUUCUUUGAACAUAUAUCCAAUAAAUUAUAUUUUUAUUACAUGGUGGUUUGUACAAGCCACCCCAGCAAUUCAAUGACAGCAUGAUCGAGAAGGGUGACAAAUGUCACAAGAGGCAAUGUUUUGGUUUUGCCUACAUGAGAACACUGUUUAUAAGCUAUGCGAAACAAAGAGCGGCAGUGAAUUAUUUAUUCAUAGGAAUAUAUAUUUGUUCUUGAAGUGGAUUUCAACUGAUUUGUAAAUCAUGAAUGUCAAUCUUUGUUUAUAAUGUACAGUAUGUAUUUGAAUGACAACAAGUGUU
Hippocampus comes (tiger tail seahorse) is the source of this 4460-nucleotide messenger RNA. It is a transcript of the gene sorcs1, whose product is annotated as sortilin-related VPS10 domain containing receptor 1. Gene Ontology annotation, cellular component: Golgi apparatus; membrane. Gene Ontology annotation, biological process: post-Golgi vesicle-mediated transport. Gene Ontology annotation, molecular function: protein binding. NCBI's taxonomy places the organism in Eukaryota, Metazoa, Chordata, Actinopteri, Syngnathiformes, Syngnathidae. The record is from RefSeq and is a predicted model, not a curated record. The transcript is spliced from 28 exons. The coding region runs from base 289 to 3912 and encodes 1207 amino acids.